Hipposideros armiger (great roundleaf bat) is the source of this 882-nucleotide messenger RNA. RefSeq names its product OTU deubiquitinase 6A (gene OTUD6A). Lineage: Eukaryota; Metazoa; Chordata; Mammalia; Chiroptera; Hipposideridae. The coding region runs from base 1 to 882 and encodes 293 amino acids. The record is from RefSeq and is a predicted model, not a curated record. Gene Ontology annotation, biological process: protein K27-linked deubiquitination; protein K11-linked deubiquitination; protein K33-linked deubiquitination. The transcript has a single exon. Gene Ontology annotation, molecular function: cysteine-type deubiquitinase activity.
AUGGAAGAGGCGCAGAAUGAAUAUCAGCAGAUAUUACGACGCCACCAACGCGAAAAGAAGGAGCUGCAGGCCUGCAUCAUGGCCAUGAAGAGCGAGUUCCCUGAGGGCAACAGGAAGAAAAGAAAGCAGUUGCUUCUUGACAUGGCCCGCCUUGAGACCGAAUUGAAGCAGAAGCAGAAGCAGGAGCUGGACGAUUUGCGAAGUAUGUUGACUGAGAACAGCAACCUCGGUUCCGUCACUAAAGAUCUGGGAAACAUGGAUCUGGAGAACCAGCAUCCGCGCUUCCUGAGGGCCAAGAAAAGGCCGGAAAUGAGGGUGGUGCUCGAAAGAGCGCGCCUGGAUAAGCUUACUGAGGCCCAGGUCGAGAAACUGACCCAGUAUCAACGUGACGAGGAGAAGAGGCUGGCCGUCAUCCUGGAGUCCAGGAAUCUGGAGGUGAAGGAAAUCCCGGCCGAUGGCCACUGCAUGUAUUGCACCAUCCAAGACCAGCUGACAGUCGGCGACACCGUGGAGAGCCUGCAGGCCUGCGCUGCCAACUACAUGCGGAGUCACGUCGACGAGUUCUUGCCCUUCUUCACCGAAUCUGAAACCGGCGUUCCCUACACCUACGAUGAUUUCUUGCAGUACUGCGACAGUGUCGAGUACAGCACGUUGUGGGGAGGCCAGGUGGAGCUGAGGGCCCUGUCGCAUGUCCUGCAGACCCCCAUCGAGGCGAUCCAGGCCGAUGCGCCCAUCUUAAUCAUCGGGGAGGAGUACACCCAGAAGCCGAUCACCCUCGUCUACAUGCACUACGCCUGCGACCUCGGAGAGCACUACAACUCGGUGAAGCCGCAGGAGUUAGAGGCCGGGGCCGUCGGGGGCUCCCCCAUGAGCCUCAGCUAG